GUGACAUCAUGGGCCAGAUGUUGGGUAAUACAAGUCAGGUUUUGUAAUCCGAAUUGCAAGUACAGACCUCAAGAAAGCAGUACAAUCUGUGGCCUGAAAGGUUUCUGGUUUGUGCGUAUGGAUGGUCUCCUUGCUCAGAUUUCAGUUCUGGGUCCUCAAUAUUUCUGCCAACUAUGACGCAGGAGACGAGGAAGCCCAGCCAAUGCUGGCCCUGGCAGGAACUAACAGUGACUCAGGGCACUAGCAAGACCUAUAGGAGUGUGGACCAUUCACAAACCCUCCUAAAUGGACUUAUGGGUCUCCGUGAUGGAGGAAUCUUGUUUGAUGUUGUCCUGCAGCUUGAAGGAAAAAGUGUUGAGGCUCAUCGUAUUCUUUUGGCUGCAUCUUGUGAUUAUUUCAGGGCGAUGUUUGCAGGAGGUCUGAGAGAGAUGGAACAGCAGGAAGUUCAGAUCCAUGGUAUUUCUUACAGUACUAUGUGCAGGAUCCUGGAUUUUAUAUAUACAUCUGAGAUUGAACUUAGUUUCCACAAUGUUCAAGAGACACUUGCUGCUGCUUGUCAGUUACAGAUAUCUGAGGUGAUCAAGUAUUGCUGCGACUUCCUCAUGUCCUGGGUAGAUGAAGAGAAUGUCUUAGAAUUGUACAAGCUGGCUGAUCUUUUUCACCUGAACGUUUUUAGUGAACAGCUUGACAAUUUUGUAUUGAAAAACUUCAUCACUUUUUCUCGCACCCAGAUGUACAGGCAACUACCACUGGACAAAAUAUUCUCUUUGCUCAGCAGCAACAAGCUUGAGGUGAUGUCUGAGAACGAGGUGUAUGAAGGGGCUCUUCUUUACCACUACACCCCAGAGCAGCUGGAAAAGGACCAGGUAAGCCUUCUGGAGUUUCCAAAGCUCCUGGAGACUGUGCGCUUCCCGCUGAUGGAGUUACCUGUACUGCAAAGACUUCAUGACAAGCUGGGGCCGUGUCCCCUGCAGAAGGUUGUGUCAAAUGCUCUGGACUAUCACAGAAAUGAAUUUAUGCAGCCAAUGCUGCAAAGCCCCCACACACAGCUGCGCUCUGACUUCCAGUGUGUGGUGGGCUUUGGGGGGAUGUUUUCUGCUCCCAAUACAGUUCUAAGUGAUCAGGCCAAGUACUUAAAUCCAUUGCGGGGUGACUGGAGGCCACUUACUUCACCACAGGUACCUCGCAUGUCCAAUCAAGGAAUUGUUGUGUUACAUAACUUUGUUUACUUGAUCGGAGGAGAUAACAACGUGAGGGGAUACAGGGCAGAGGGUCGAUGCUGGAGAUAUGAUCCCCGACACAACCGCUGGUUACAGAUCCAGUCCAUGCAGCAGCCACGUGCUGACCUUGCUGUGUGUAUCUUAGGGGGCUUUAUUUAUGCAGUGGCAGGGAGGGAUUAUUACAAUGAGCUGAAAGAUGUGGAAAGGUAUGAUCCAAGCACAGACACCUGGGAAUAUGUGGCACCACUACAGAAACAGGUACAUGCACAUGCUGCAACAGCUUUGGAUGGAAAGAUAUAUAUUACUUGUGGCAGAAAUGUAGUCUCUUACUUAAAAGACACCUGCUGCUAUGACAAACAGAAGGAUAAGUGGGAAUAUGUGGCUUCAGGUCCCAUACGGAGGGCGUGGCAUGGAAUGGUGGCGCUUCUGGGAAAAAUGUAUGUGAUUGGAGGAAGCAAUGAUGAUGAGGGCUUCCGUCAAGAUGUUUUAGAGGUGGCUUGUUAUAGUCCAAAUAAUGACCAGUGGUCUCUGGUAACCCCAAUUCCUAUAGGACAUGGAGAGCCUGGUAUUGCUGUACUGUCUAACAAAAUAUAUGUCCUGGGAGGCAGGUCACACAACCAAGGUGAUCGUACAGAAUUAGUUCAUGUGUAUGACGCUGAAAAAGACUGCUGGAAUGAUGGGCCACCUCUAGAAGUUGAUAUAUCUGGAAUGGCAGCCUGUGUCAUCACUCUCCCAAGAUCUGUUAUCUCAGAUCCUGAUUUAUGGACGCCUGAGACAUAUAUGGAUUACAAUGCUUCUGAAGUCUUGAGUUUGUCAGACUGGGAGGACUUGGAUAACUCAGAUGAAGACUGACAUCCCUCUUGAUGAUGUACAAACGUUUGGCCCUCCUAAUUUUUACAUCACAUAUUCAGGUGCUUGCAGGAGUUCGCUUUUGUUUCAUCCACUUCCAAAAAUGAUUGUUUUUUAAACAUUUAACAUUUUUCUUCUAUUAAAACUGUAAACUUCAAUUAACUAUUCUGCCUCAUUGUAAAUUGACCUGGAAAGUAUGAAAUCCAUGUGCAAUAUUAAAAAACAUGCCAAAUGGACAAAA
Molecule: messenger RNA, 2310 nt
Organism: Bombina bombina (fire-bellied toad)
Lineage: Eukaryota; Metazoa; Chordata; Amphibia; Anura; Bombinatoridae
Gene: KLHL22
Product: kelch like family member 22
Exons: 8
Coding region: 174-2072 (632 amino acids)
Biological process (GO): protein monoubiquitination; positive regulation of TORC1 signaling; cell division
Cellular component (GO): Cul3-RING ubiquitin ligase complex; polar microtubule; mitotic spindle
Molecular function (GO): protein binding
Source: RefSeq, a predicted model, not a curated record